AUGGUCGCCCUCAAGCCUCUUCUGUUACUUUUCGCACUUGGUGCUGAGGUCCUUGCUGGCCCUGCCAAGCCUGCGUCCUGCACUACCGUCCUCGGAACCAAGACCGUCAAGAACGUUCCCACUUCGACUACCACCGCCAUCAAGAAGAUCGACAUCAUCAAAAAAGUUAUUAGAAAGGUCAAUGUUGUUGUUGUGCCCGUGGCGAAGACUACUACUAUUCGCACCACGCAUGUAGCUACAGUCACGUCCAUUGACCAGAAGACUGACACUGCUUGGGUGACUCUUACCUCUCCAUCUACCUCUUGGAUCACUCGAACUGCUGUGAUAGUUAGCACGACCGUCUCGCCGACUUACACCACUAAAGACGUCACCAUCACUAUUCCGAGGCCUGCAGACUUCACACCUAUUGGCGAUAGUGAUCCGCCUAUUUUACCUACAUUCGCAAAGCGGGAUAUCACAACCCAGACCAUUUUACCUGAUGAUCAGCAGCCUCAGAGUGUUCGUUGCGUUGUUGAUAAACCCCAGUACUCCACAAAGAUCGUUAGCACGACAGUUCAAGGACCUCGACGUACCCUGAAGGCUGUGACCAAGACCAAGAUAUCUACCAUUUCUACUACUGUUACACAGACAGAGUACCCUCCCAAUGUCAAGACAACGUUGACUACCGUCACCUGGCCUGUGACCACCUUGGUUACUGAUAUUUCAUCUACUUCGAUUGUUACUGAGACUGUAACCAUUGAAAGCCAGAUUCCCCGCGCUACUGUCUACGAUAUAUGCCAGGACGAUAACAUCCUAAGCGAAGCUAACAGUGGCUACUUUGCUGGCUACAUUUACGAGGAUAACGUCGUAACCCAAGAAAUCAACGGCAUCCAAACUGCUAAGCAGUGUUGUCAAGCGUGUGCAGCUGUUCCUAGCUGCAAGGCAUCUCUGUUCAGUCUCUUUUCUUCCCAACCUGGAUGCACCAUUUUUACCGCAAUAGACCCGGGCGUAUGCACCAACAACGCACAGCCUAAGUUCGGUUUCUAUCAGACCAAUAUCGACCAGCAGUGGGACCUAAAAUGGCAUUUGAGCAAUGGAGGUUGCGGUCAUUGGGAGAACGGUGGUGAAUGGGAACCUUAA
Messenger RNA from Fusarium coffeatum, 1119 nucleotides. RefSeq lists its product as uncharacterized. The transcript has 3 exons. The record is from RefSeq and is a predicted model, not a curated record. NCBI's taxonomy places the organism in Eukaryota, Fungi, Ascomycota, Sordariomycetes, Hypocreales, Nectriaceae. Bases 1 to 1119 code for a protein of 372 amino acids.